AUGACGUGCGCUGACAGGCUGCAGUACCACCCCGGGCCUGUGGGGGUGGACCCUGACAUGCUGCAGUACCACCCCGGGCCUGUGGGGGUGGACCCUGACAUGCUGCAGUACCACCCCGGGCCUGUGGGGGUGGACCCUGACAUGCUGCAGUACCACCCCGGGCCUGUGGGGGUGGACCCUGACAUGCUGCAGUACCACCCCGGGCCUGUGGGGGUGGACCCUGACAGGCUGCAGUACCACCCCGGGCCUGUGGGGGUGGACCCUGACAUGCUGCAGUACCACCCCGGGCCUGUGGGGGUGGACCCUGACAUGCUGCAGUACCACCCCGGGCCUGUGGGGGUGGACCCUGACAUGCUGCAGUACCACCCCGGGCCUGUGGGGGUGGACCCUGACAUGCUGCAGUACCACCCCGGGCCUGUGGGGGUGGACCCUGACAUGCUGCAGUACCACCCCGGGCCUGUGGGGGUGGACCCUGACAUGCUGCAGUACCACCCCGGGCCUGUGGGGGUGGACCCUGACAUGCUGCAGUACCACCCCGGGCCUGUGGGGGUGGACCCAGAAGUGGAGUGCAGGUCUCACCCCUCCUAA
Molecule: messenger RNA, 588 nt
Organism: Knipowitschia caucasica
Lineage: Eukaryota; Metazoa; Chordata; Actinopteri; Gobiiformes; Gobiidae
Source: the annotation of a GenBank genome assembly